AUGAACUUUGCUCCGUAUGCUCCACCGCCAGACGAACGUCGAAAGACAAAUCCGAGUAGCGACAGCACGAGGUCCGAUAGCGCACCCACUUGGCAGUCGAAGCCCAACACGAACAACCCGUGGAGCUCAUACCAGCAGGGCGGAUCGGUCGUAGAUCCGAGCGGGCUCACCUCAGGAUCUUCCGCGCGCGAACCGAAAGCUUACAAUGCUCAGGAAGCAGUACAUCAUCGCUCGGAAUCGUAUUCUCGGAGUCUCGGCCACGACGCCCGGCCUGGCUCGGAUCCUAGGCCAACUGAAAUCAGUCGGAACUACCUCAACGCCGAGGCUUACGAAACACGACUGGGAUGGAGAGUUGAUCUCCUUGCUGCGCUGGCCUAUUGCACUCCUCUCAUGGGAUUCAUCAUACUCGCUUUCGAGACUAAGAACGACUACAUUCGAAUACAUGCUUACCAGUCACUCCUGACGGCCAUCCCACUUGGCAUCCUGCACUUCCUAUUCCUAUGGAGUCACUUCCUCCAGGUUCUUUUAUUAAUCUUCGACCUGGCCCUUUAUGGGUGGCUAGGAUACCAUGCACAUUGCUCGGCUGAAAUGCUUGAAAGAAACCUACUGCCGAUCGUUGGGCCUAUAGCAGAACAAUGGACAUCAGAAGAAUAG
Messenger RNA from Puccinia triticina, 654 nucleotides. RefSeq lists its product as uncharacterized. NCBI's taxonomy places the organism in Eukaryota, Fungi, Basidiomycota, Pucciniomycetes, Pucciniales, Pucciniaceae. The coding region runs from base 1 to 654 and encodes 217 amino acids. The record is from RefSeq and is a predicted model, not a curated record. The transcript has 3 exons.